GGGACGAAAAAUAGAACGAAAAGGUGUCCCGUCUUCGCCCACCCUACUAUAUUACUAGCCCCCUAUUUGCACUGUAUAGACUUUUAGUAGCCUAAUUUUAAUUAUUUGGGGUUGUUCCUUCAAGCAAAAGCUAUGUAUAAGUUUGUUGAAGGACAACCUUUGAUCGUUACUGAAAAGAUGAAAGAAGAUUUUUGGAGAGACGGUUACAUCAUAGUUAAGCAGCUACUCACCAAGGGCGAAAUACAGAAGGUUGUUGGGAGUUUAGAAGCCCCCGACUCUGCUGUGAUGGCUGAAUCAUAUGAACAAGACGACGGAUUUGGCAGAAAUGUUCGCAUGGUUCUGUGGAACCAUCCUGGUAAUGACGUCACCGGGAUGGUUAAUCGAUGCGAGAAAAUGGUGAAUACUUGUGAAAAGUUAUUGGGCGAUGAUGUUUAUCAUUACCAUAGUAAGUUCGUGAUGAAGGAGCCGCAUACGGGUGGAGCGUUUCAAUGGCACCAGGAUUAUGGCUACUGGUAUUUAAACGGGGUUCUCUUUCCCGACAUGAUAUCAGUGCAAAUAGGCGUUGAUCGCAUGGACAAAGAGAACGGAUGUUUGCAGGUGUUACGUGGAUCGCAUAGGAUGGGAAGGGUGGAACAUGGUAGGAUUGGACAACAGGCAGGCGCAGAUUUGGAAAGAGUUGCAGAGGCGGAAAAAGUCCUGGAUAAAGUUUCAGUCGAACUUGAUCAAGGCGACGCUUUAUUCUUCCAUUGUAACUUAUUACAUACAAGCAGCGCUAACAACAGCAGUCGUAGACGAUGGGCUAUGAUAUGUUGUUAUAACAGUGUUAACAACGACCCAGUAAAGAAACAUCACCAUGCGUCGUACACCCCACUACACAAGGUCUCCAACUCUGCUAUAAUGGAUUGCAAAAAUCUAAACGAUUUAUCGGGAAAGUGGUUUGUUAACCCAAACAAAACUGGCAGAGAAUAUCUGCCGACAGAACCCAGAAAGCAGUGAAUACACCUGCUGUGCUGAUUAAUAUAGUACGUUGUGGUAAGAUGGUACAAGUGUUCAUUUACUUUUUUAUCUUAUUUGACAGCAAACAAAAAUAUUAGUUUCAAUUAUUAACCUCAUCCUCACAACUCCAAAAAAGCGUUGCUAAUUGUUCAAAACACUAUUAGGAAAUAUUAAUAAGGCGUUUCGGCGCUAACGACAUCUUAUCUUACCCGGAAGUUAUAUUCACUGAAUAACUGUAGCAAGUUAAUGACUUUAACAUCGCUUUAUUUCUGGUGAUUUGUGUUUAUUUCAAUUAUAAUGAAUAAAAUUGUUUGAUCACU
Ciona intestinalis (vase tunicate) is the source of this 1316-nucleotide messenger RNA. NCBI's taxonomy places the organism in Eukaryota, Metazoa, Chordata, Ascidiacea, Phlebobranchia, Cionidae. The record is from RefSeq and is a predicted model, not a curated record.